AUGCAUUUCAGGCGGCACGCAGGAUCUCAGCGACGAGAGAUUGGCGAAGCAGCCUGGUCUCUCAGCCGCUGGAGACAGGGACGUGGGCAGUGGGGGUUGGUUGGAUGGCGAACAGUAUCCAACUCCGUACCUUACGGAUACAAUGUCUUCUUCAACUCGUUGAUGCACCACACCCGGCUACUCGAGUCAAUAAAGUGGCCGAAGCAACGAAGCAAUGAGGGGAACAUGUUUCUUUCGACGCAACUUCACGACUCGCUACAUCCUCUGUCUAUGCACGCCUGUAUCCCACGUCGAAACUCGAAGAAGAACUCUAGCACCGCACCUGGUACAUCGUGGCACACAUAUUGGAACGUUUAUCUUCUCUUUCUUCUAUUGAUGCUCUACCUAGAUCCCACCCCUCCCGAACCCGUCAUCCCUCCCCAAGCCAACCAGAACACCGCCGACCUCCCCGAACCCUGGUUUGACCAACCCCUCUGUUCAACACUUCCCCAGACUAUCCACAUCCGCAGCUCCCUUCCUGACUCGUUACUGGGAUUCCCAUCCGUCUUCGUCUUCAACAACGCUUGA
Molecule: messenger RNA, 567 nt
Organism: Colletotrichum paranaense
Lineage: Eukaryota; Fungi; Ascomycota; Sordariomycetes; Glomerellales; Glomerellaceae
Exons: 1
Coding region: 1-567 (188 amino acids)
Source: RefSeq, a predicted model, not a curated record